Molecule: messenger RNA, 4132 nt
Organism: Haplochromis burtoni (Burton's mouthbrooder)
Lineage: Eukaryota; Metazoa; Chordata; Actinopteri; Cichliformes; Cichlidae
Gene: camkk1a
Product: calcium/calmodulin-dependent protein kinase kinase 1, alpha a
Exons: 17
Coding region: 1172-2665 (497 amino acids)
Biological process (GO): activation of protein kinase activity; protein phosphorylation; CAMKK-AMPK signaling cascade
Molecular function (GO): protein kinase activity; ATP binding
Source: RefSeq, a predicted model, not a curated record
CUCUGCGAGGCUCCUGACUACAGCCGUAAUGCUCCAACAACCCAUCACGCGGUGCGGCUUCGUAGCUUAGCAAAGUCGUACUAAAACAUUUUUGUCAGAUCUUUGAGCGCCGUGUGGCACAUAAAACCGGUUCGAGGUCAGUAAGCACAACCAGAAUUCAUACAUAAGGCGCACUGAUGAUUUUUGAGAAAAAUAAAGGAUUUUAAGUGCGCCUUAUAGUGUGAAAAAUAUUGUAAUGUAUCUCACAGCAUGACAACAUCAAAAUCACAAAUUAACACAUUACAGAAGAAGUAUACACCUUUCCUGCUGCUGUAAAUUAUCUGUGCAGACAGCAGUAGAGGUGGGGGCAUUGCAGGUGGAGGAAUAGAUUCCCCUGGCCAUCACAGUUGUGAUUUCAGCCGAGUUCUAACAAAAGGCAGCUUAAGAUCUCCUCUGACAGUACGCUGCUCUUCAACUUCUCUAUAUGAUGCUCUCUACUUUUUCCUGCUCUGGUGCUUUUGCUGUACUGCUGUAUAAAUAUAAUUCUGCAGGAACGAUGGACCUGCAUGAAAGAGCUGGUAAUCUUUUGAUGAAAACCUGGAGGAGGAGCAGCAUGUAACCCUGGGCCAGCUGACACCGGCAGAGGGAAGCCUAUUUUUGUGAGAGUUGCAGAGAAUUGACCAACCUCAGCUCCUCUCUCCAGGCUACUGCAUCAAAAUUUCUCUUUGUAGCUGGCAUGAGGGUGGAGAAUAGCAGACUCUUCAAUGCUGCUGCUAACGUUACUUACAAAGGAAGAGAAAGGCUUGCAGCCCAUAGGGUUUCUUACAUUUCUCGAGAAUAAACUGGCUCUGAUAUCAGUGGGAUGAAGGAUGUGGCUGGCACGAUGGAGUCAUCACUGAUCACCAUCAGCAAAUGUAAAAAAGAAAAAGUCUUCUAAAAUGUUGUUUUUAUGUAUAUUGCAAGUUCUUUUUUCCCACUGCGAGGUUUCCUAAUUACAGUGGCUGUGUGUGUUUCAGUGGCAGCUGUAACCUGCUGACAGAUUCAGUUUAUAAAGAUAUGAAGCUGAAACACUUCAGCUCCGCUGAGACCCUGAGCGUUGCACGCUGGCCCAGGCCACAUUGAUGCUGGUGGGCACUGGCCUGUUCCUCUCCCUGCCACCUGCUUCUCCACAGCUCCCACGUCUUGAGCCAUCAUGGCUAUGAGCCGUGACGCUGGCUGUGAGAGGCUGGACCCCAACUCUUCUACGCAGACCAGCGGUCUCACAGACAUCAUGGCCGCCAUGACAACAAAAGACUCGGAUGGCUCAGCCGCCAGCGGCGCGAAGAACGGUGGCUCCCAGCAGGAUGUGGCUCAGGCCAAGCGGCCUCUUCCGACGCGGCCUCACCUGACUGGGAGGAAGCUGUCUUUGCAGGAGAGGACGCACAUCUCCCCUCGCAGGCCUACUGUGGAGAGUAAACGGGUGUCCAUAUCUGACUCCCAGGACUGUAUCCAGUUGAACCAGUAUAAGCUGAAGAGUGAGAUUGGAAAGGGCUCCUAUGGUGUGGUAAAACUUGCCUACAAUGAAGAUGAUGACAAACAUUAUGCCAUGAAGCUGGUGUCCAAGAAGAAGUUGGUGAAGCAGUGCGGGUUUCCUCGUCGCCCACCCCCAAGAGGACCAAAGGCGGCCCAGGGGGAGCAGCCCAAACUCUUAGGACCCCUGGAAAGAGUCUACCAAGAGAUCGCCAUACUUAAAAAACUGGACCAUGUCAACAUCGUCAAGCUGGUGGAGGUGCUGGAUGAUCCAUCGGAGGACAACCUUCACAUGGUGUUUGAGCUGAUGCGUAAGGGCCCAGUGAUGGAGGUGCCCACAGACAGUCCUUUAUCAGAAGAGCAAGCUCGCUUAUACUUCAGAGACGUCAUCCUGGGUAUCGAAUACUUGCACUACCAGAAGAUUGUCCACCGCGACAUCAAACCCUCUAACUUGUUACUCGGGGACGAUGGCCAUGUGAAGAUAGCAGACUUUGGAGUCAGCAACCAGUUUGAGGGCAACGACGCUUUGCUGUCCAGCACUGCUGGCACUCCGGCUUUCAUGGCACCAGAGACGCUGUCAGAUGCGCGAAAGAGCUUCAGUGGAAAAGCGCUGGAUGUUUGGGCCAUGGGGGUUACCCUCUACUGCUUCGUCUUUGGAAAGUGUCCCUUCAUUGACGAGUACAUACUGGCGUUGCAUAAUAAGAUAAGGACCAAGCCUGUAGAAUUCCCAGAAACGCCCAAAAUCAGUGAAGAGCUGCAGAAUCUGAUCUUGCAGAUGUUGGAUAAGAACCCCGACAGCAGGAUCAGCAUCCCAGAGAUCAAGAUGGACCCGUGGGUGACCCAGGGAGGUGCUGACCCCCUGCCUCUGGAGGAGGACCACUGCUCUGUGGUAGAGGUGACAGAGGAGGACAUCCAGAACUCCGUCAAAUUCGUUCCCAGCCUCUCUGCAGUGAUUUUGGUAAAGGCCAUGCUGAGAAAGCGCUCCUUCAGUAACCCCUUUGAGUGCCCAAGCCGGCGGGAGGAGAGGUCCAUGUCUGCACCUGGUAGUCUGCUCAUGGACUCGUGGCCCUUCCGGCCCUCUUUUAAACUUCAGCCCUCACUCAGAAAGGCCAGCACGGGCGAUGGACCCAGAGAAGGAGAGCUGGAGGACCUGCAUGAAGAUGAGCCCUCCUCUUGAGUCCCAGCGACCCUCCUGCGUGCGCAGCGUCCUCUUUAUAUCCACUUACGCCUUCAUCCACACCUCAAAGUGGUCCCACAGUGCAAACGUAUCAUUCUGCACCUGAAACACAAAAACUCGAGUUUUUUUGUUUUGUUUUUUGGGGAGAAGUUUGUCAUGUGACGUACACGCUUGCUUCUGCGCUGUGGAGCUGUUUUAUCCUCAGCCGAUGUGAGGAACACGAGCACGUCUGUGGAUCAUCACCGGUUUAUUUUGCUGGCCUGAAACUGUAUUACAGGCAAAGACUGACGAGUUUUUCCCAUUGUGCAUGGCGAAUAUUUAGACCGCAUCUUCAGCCUGUCUGCAGCCACCUGACAGGAGGAAACAGACCUCAGCAUGUAAAGGACACUGCACUGUCUCCUAAGUGAACUAAGAGGCUUUCAUUUCAUCAGUCACUGUAAUGUUGUACAUACGUGUCUUGUGGUAUCUGCUGUGUUAUUGUGAAGACCCUUUAAGCAUAUCUGUGCCAACCUUUAUUCUGAAGCAGGUGCUUCCUGCGCUGCCUUCAGACACCUCGAUCGACUGCCUGGCAGUGAUCGCAGGGUGACUGCGAGCUGUGUGUUAGUCUGUCCUUCACGCUGCUUCUCCUAAUGCGUCGUCUGUGUCAGUCUGGUGGUUCUUAUUUCUUUGAUGCUCUGCUGUUGGAUGUGUUUGCGAUCGGAUGGGAAAAGUUUUUGGAUGGUGAGAACGAACGUAGUGGAAAAACUGAUGUUACUCUGUAUAUAAGCACUGUUCCAAUUUAUACGUUAUUUAUAAUAUUAAUAUAUUGUAAAGUUCUUGGAUGCAGAGCUGAUUUUAAAGCAUAAAUAAUCUGCAUACAAAUGAAUCACUGAGUGCUUUGUAGAAGAAAUCGAAUCACAUUGUUCGUUAUUAUAUUAAGAAGCGUCUGUACCCAAAUCAUUUUAAUGUGAAAUGAUGCAUGCACCUUUACUCUCAGGAAACACUGACCUGCUCUCUUUUUAAACAGUCUGUCACCUGUGUUGAAGCGCAUUCACAGAAGAGGAAAAUAAGGAAACUGUGCUUCAGAGACAAUCAUCAAGGAUCAGAUACAUUAGUGAUCGUUCCCCCUUCAGCUCUGUCUAGUGGACCAUGCAGAGCUGUCACUGCGGCGUCAGGCUGCUCCCACAUAAAGCCAUGAAGGAGCAGAAAAUUCAUCCAGAAGAGCUUCAGGCGGACUCUGGACAAAGAGCAGCAGACGGAGGUGGUGCUGGAGCAGGGCUGGUGUCGUGUUUUUGACUUCAUGUUUUCAUUUUGUUGUUGCUCUUGUUAAUUUGAAGUUUUGGUGAGCUUUUAGAAAAGGGCGUGUUUGUGUUGGCACAACGUGUCAGUGCAGCCGCAAACUUCUCAUUAUAAUAAAUGGGAACACAGAUAAUGCACGCGCUGGCCACCGCAACAUCACUGUUUCCUGUAAACGUUGACAUCUGCUUA